AUUUCUCUUCCACAACUCAUUCACCAAAACUCGGCCUCGCUGUCGCUCAACGGAUAAACCUCCAUGGCCUCCACCAAAAUUCUUUCACCCACCACCGCCACCACCUCCUCCAUCACCCAUCAGUCACUCUAUCUUUCCUCUACACUCCCCUUCCCUUCCUUACCUUCAUCUUCCCACAACAGGCCAAUCACCAAGCUCCACGUCUCCUCUCCACCCAACAAAACACCUAUCACCACUACCACCACCUCUAAAAAACCCAAUCAGGAAACCGUCUUCUUCGACGGUGGAGCUCACUACGGUGACCUCUUAGCAAACUUGCUUCUGGGUUUCACUCUUUUUUGGUUACCCUUAACUUUAGCUGCAGUUUCAAGAGCUUUUUACUUAAGAUACAGGUUUACCAACCUGCGGGUGACGGUUAUUUCUGGAUUCACGGGUGAAGACAGGACUGAUUUCUCAUACAAAGUGAUUAAGGAGGUGAAGGUGGUGCCAAGGUUUAUUGGUGAGUGGGGUGAUAUUAUCAUUACUCUGAAAGAUGAUACUAAGGUUGACCUUAGGAGUGUGCCUAGAUUUAGAGAGAUUGCCAAGUAUUGUCUCUCCAUGGCUGAGAAACCUGCCGUUUUGAAAGAAACUGGCCCAAAAGGCUUUUAAGGCUUUUGCUGUGUAACUUAUUUAUUAUUAUUGUAUCUUCUUGAAAUGUUUGUAAAAAGUUUUGUUGGUGAUUAUUUGGUUGAACGAUGGGAUUAACCAUAUUCAACAGCAAUUAUGAUUGCAAAAAGAUUCUUAUUUAUUAUUUUAGUUUUGAGUUUAUUUCUUUUUCCUA
Messenger RNA from Mangifera indica (mango), 820 nucleotides. RefSeq lists its product as uncharacterized. Bases 64 to 648 code for a protein of 194 amino acids. Lineage: Eukaryota; Viridiplantae; Streptophyta; Magnoliopsida; Sapindales; Anacardiaceae. The transcript has a single exon. The record is from RefSeq and is a predicted model, not a curated record.